This is a messenger RNA of Balaenoptera musculus (blue whale), 993 nucleotides long. It is a transcript of the gene LYRM2, whose product is annotated as LYR motif containing 2. Lineage: Eukaryota; Metazoa; Chordata; Mammalia; Artiodactyla; Balaenopteridae. The coding region runs from base 129 to 395 and encodes 88 amino acids. The record is from RefSeq and is a predicted model, not a curated record. The transcript has 3 exons. Gene Ontology annotation, cellular component: mitochondrion.
GGCUCCCCGAGCCAGCGCAACUGCCGCCGGCUGCCUCCCGGGAAACCGAGCUCGCCCCGCCCCGUCACCCCCCCCCCACUUCCGCUCCUGCGCGCUGGGGCUCUGGCGGACCGCGCUGUCUGGACGUCAUGGUCGCUUCCCGCUUACCCCCAGCGACGCUAACGCUAAAGCAGUUCGUGAGAAGGCAACAUGUUCUCCUCCUCUACAGAAGGAUCUUGCAGGCAAUUCGGCAAGUUCCAAAUGAUUCUGAUCGCAAAUACCUGAAGGACUGGGCAAGGGAAGAAUUCAAAAGAAACAAAAGUGCCACCGAAGAGGAUACAAUCCGGAUGAUGAUUACUCAAGGCAAUAUGCAGCUCAAAGAGUUAGAAAAAACACUUGCUUUAGCCAGAUCUUAACUACAGCAUUAUCCUGAAAGGUUUUCAAAGUCUCCAUGUGUUUAGUUGAGCUUAGGCUCAACAGUGGGUAGCCCAAAGCCAAGUGAAACUAUCUGUACAUAGAGCCCUUGAGCAAAAUGUCAGAACAUGGAGCAUGGCAUAUCAGAGAGAGCCAAGAAAAGGGCAUAAGAGCAAUUGUCUUAGCACUGAAAACAUACCUUUUAUUUUGAAAAUGUUCUUGGAUAUGUCAGUUUUUGGAAGAAGCAAAGAUCAGUACAAUAGAUAGCACAUAAAAAGAUGUUCAACACCAUUAAUCAUUAGGAAAAUGCAAAUCAAAACCACCAAGAGAUACUAUUUACAUCCACUAGAAUGGGCUAUAAUUAAAAAGGGAUAUAAUUGCAAAUGUUGGUGAGGAUGUGGAGAAACUGGAACCCUUAAACACUGCUGGUGGGACUAUAAAAUUGUGCAGCCACUGUGGAAAAAAGACUGUCAGUUGGCCAAAAGGUUAAACAGCAUUAUUCAUAAUAGCCAAAAAGUAAGACAAUCCAAAUGCCCAUCAGCUGAUUAAUGGAUAAGUAAAACGUGGUAUACCCAUACAAUAAAAUAUUAUUUAGCAAAC